Phytophthora nicotianae INRA-310 is the source of this 780-nucleotide messenger RNA. RefSeq lists its product as hypothetical. Gene Ontology annotation, cellular component: membrane. Gene Ontology annotation, molecular function: sugar transmembrane transporter activity. The transcript is spliced from 2 exons. The record is from RefSeq and is a predicted model, not a curated record. NCBI's taxonomy places the organism in Eukaryota, Oomycota, Peronosporomycetes, Peronosporales, Peronosporaceae. Gene Ontology annotation, biological process: carbohydrate transport. The coding region runs from base 1 to 780 and encodes 259 amino acids.
AUGAGCAUCUGGGUCGAUAUCCUGAACGUGGCGACUGCCAUUGCCCAAGUCAUUCUGAGCCUCAGUCUCACACCGGAUCUCUACAAUGUCCACCGUCGCAAAAGCACCGGGGAGAUGGUUGCCCUCCCUCUCGUAGCGAUGGCUGUGAACAACCAUGCAUGGAUGCUGUACGGUUACUUGGCAGAUAACAUGUUCCCGAUCUUUGCCACGCAAGCUUUCAGUCAGACGGCAGCGUUGAUCUACAACAUCGUCUUCUUCCGCUACACUGUGCCCGAGAAACGUAACGCAUUGUACAAAUUGUACUCUCGAGCGUUCGCGGUGCACUGUAUGUUCUCCAUCUACACGAUUCUUGGCGUGGCUGGAGUCACAAACCAGACUAAGGGCCAGGUUGGCGAUUGGGUUGGCUACGCCGCUAUCGUCAUCAAUAUUUGGAUGUACGCGUCGCCACUGGGCACGCUUAAGCACGUGAUCGCGACCAAGAACUCCGCCUCCAUUCCGAUUAACCUGAGCGUCAUGAUCUUUGUGUCGGCUUCGUUGUGGCUCGCGUCAGGAAUUGUGGACGACGACUUCUUCGUUUGGGGAAUCAAUGCUAUUGGUACAAUGCUCAGUUUCAUCCAGAUCAUAGUAUACUACAUGUUCAGACCAACGCAUCAAGAGGAGAUCAAGGACCAGGCGAACGGAGACUUGACGGUUGUUAUCGACAACGCCACCACCACAGUCACAGUCGAGAGCCCAGUGUACAAACCGAUGCCAUCGCCAGUAAUGCCGCUGUACAAGUGA